AUGAUCUCCGAUCACAGUGCUUCGGUUGUUUGCUUGAUGGAAACGAAACUUGAUGUUAUCAACCAACUCCUAGUUAAUGAGAUCUGCGGACUAGGUUUCUCAGGGUACCCCUUUCUUUUAGCAUCUGAGACAAGGGGUGGGGUGUUCGUGGCCUGCCACCAGCCGCUAUCCCUUGUUGUUGUACAAGUGUCUCAGUUUUUGGUUAGCGGGCGGGUCUGCACAGAUUCAGGGGCCUCUUUUUUCCUAACAGCUGUGUAUGGCCCUACUGACGAGUCCUUAAAGGAUGCUUUCCUUGACGAGAUCAAGAAUGUUCGUUCGCUGUGGCUGGGGCCUUGGUUGAUCAUUGGUGACUUUAACAUGAUUUCUUCAUCUGCUGAUAAGAACAACAACCGGCUCAAUAGGCGAUCCAUGUCCAGAUUCUGCAAUUUUAUCAAUGAUCUUGAGCUUCAAGACCUGCACUUGUUCGGCCAGCAUUAUACAUGGUCCAAUGAGAGGGCUUCUCCGACCCUGGAGAGGUUGGAUAGAGCAUUGGUCUCCUCGGACUGGGAUGCAGAGUUUCUGGACUCCUUCUUACAAGCGUUGUCUUUGGAUUGCUCCGAUCACUGCCCCCUGUUGCUCUCUACCUCAAUGUAUACUGUGAAGCAAUGGCGGUUCCACUUUGAAUCUAUUUGGAUCAAAAUGCCAGGAUUCCUCUCUGUUGUGCAGCGUGGCUGGAGGUUAAAGUCUGGUGAACUUUCUCUACCUCCUCUCCGCCAGCUGCAUGUCUUACUCAGGCGCACUGCUCUCGAGCUUCAACGUUGGAGCAGUAGACAUAUUGGAAAUAUCAAGGACCAGCUGCUUAUGGCACGUGAGAAUCACAUCUCCUCUCUCGCCACGGCUGAGGGCCCGGUCUCCUCCCACCUGGAGAUGGAAGAGACGUUGUUCAGCCACUUCAGCUCCAUCCUUGGGAUUGCUCCUCCCCAUGACUUCUCCAUUAACCUGCACGAGCUUGGCAUCGCCCCCCUUGACCUACAGGCUCUCGACGCACCUUUUUCUGUGGCGGAGAUUCUGGGGGCGAUUAGAAGAACGCCUCUGAACAAAGCCCCCGAGCCGGAUGGGUUCUCGACGGAGUUCUACCAAGCCACCUGGCCAGUUAUUAGCAACGACAUGACUAUGGCCAUUUGUGCUUUUGCCAUGGGUGAUCGACGGGGCCUUGACCACCUUAACACCGCCUUCAUCACUCUAAUUCCAAAGAAGGAAGGGGCUAUGUCACUAUCAGACUAUCGCCCAAUUAGCCUUAUUCAUAGCAUCGACAAGAUUAUCACCAAGACCUUGGCUCUUCGGCUCGCUCCACGGCUCAACUCUCUCAUCAUGAACUGCCAGAGUGCGUUCAUCUCCAGACGUUCCAUUCAUAACAACUUCAAGUUGGUGCACUCCACUGCACGUCUGCUCAAGAAAUCAAAGAAGCCUAAGGUGCCGUUCAAAUUGGACAUUUCUAAAGCUUUCGAUUUGCAAGGUGAUUUACUCUCCCCUUUCCUUUUCGUGCUGGUCAUGGACACACUAGCCAGUAUCUUCUGGAAGGCGGGUGAGGCUGGUAUCGUUGAUUCCAUGGGACAUAGCUCAAUUGUGCACCACUUCUCUCUUUACGCGGACGACGUUGUUCUUUUCAUGUCGCCAACCUCGCGGGAUAUCCAAGCUCACUUGGCCAUCAUUCAAUUCUUUGGAGCAGUGAGCGGGCUCAAAACAAACUUGGACAAAUGUGCUGCCAUCCCUAUUUGCUGUUCUGAAUCCGACGUUUCUGCUAUCUGUGAGAACCUCACUUGCGGUUUGUCGUCCUUUCCUAUUCAGUAUCUGGGUGUACCUCUUACGGUUGGCCGCCUUCGCAAGAAUCAUCUGCAACCUCUUGUGGACAAGGUGUAUUCUCGAACAAGAUCAACAGGCUGCACCUCCCCGACAACUGAACCGGGACAGCCGGCAGACUGCCAGGGCCUCGGUUCAUCGCCCAGGAGUGCAGUGACUGGCCUGGCCAGAGUCAUGCAGCUGGCGGAAUCGGACAUGGCCUGCAAGGUUGGCACGCCGGCCAAGACCCAGGGUGUCGCUCCACCUAGUCGCUCAGGUGCGGCACACUCAGCACAGCAUGUGGCGCUGGCUGCAGGCAAGAUGGAGGCGAGUAAAACUGCUGCUGCCGGUGCCUUUCUGACGCUGGACAUGGAGAGAUGCAGCGGCAUCCACCUGGCCUCUCGGCGAUUGGAGCUGCUAGCUCUCCCUCAGACCCACUGCAAGCUACAGGGCCAACGCAGCAGACGGGUUACAUGGGGAAGAAUGCGAGAACAUGGUGCCAACACCUAA
Molecule: messenger RNA, 2328 nt
Organism: Phragmites australis (common reed)
Lineage: Eukaryota; Viridiplantae; Streptophyta; Magnoliopsida; Poales; Poaceae
Exons: 4
Coding region: 1-2328 (775 amino acids)
Molecular function (GO): catalytic activity
Source: RefSeq, a predicted model, not a curated record